Messenger RNA from Colletotrichum destructivum, 2907 nucleotides. RefSeq names its product Putative major facilitator, sugar transporter, major facilitator superfamily. Gene Ontology annotation, molecular function: carbohydrate:proton symporter activity. Gene Ontology annotation, biological process: carbohydrate transport; transmembrane transport. Lineage: Eukaryota; Fungi; Ascomycota; Sordariomycetes; Glomerellales; Glomerellaceae. The coding region runs from base 990 to 2651 and encodes 553 amino acids. The transcript is spliced from 2 exons. The record is from RefSeq and is a predicted model, not a curated record. Gene Ontology annotation, cellular component: membrane.
CCCAAAACGUAUCAGUCGUCUCCACGAAUACUUGUGUAUCAAACCGUCCGAGAUAUGACGUCGUGGUCUCCAACAAAACCCCAUCAAAACCCCACCGAUAAUGUACGGAAAUGGACACACUGGCGGCUCUUUUGAGUGCUUUUUGUUUUUGUGCUCUCUUACUAUUGCCUUACAUUGCCAGAUGUACCAUUUCUACGUCGGCCUCUCUCCGAAUUCUGCCGCUCCAAAGGACAAAGUCUCCACGCCCUCGCGUCUCAGAGCGGUGAAGACGCCCGUAUACACCGUCCAACGACGGCGAACCCGCAAAACUCUUGCCCUUCUCGGCGCCGUAUUGGCUGGCAUGGGUCUCUUGCGUCCCAUGACGGUAACUUGGUUUGUCUGACGACAUGUCACCGUUCCUCGUUCCUCGUUCCCCCCCUCCGGCCAUGCCCGUGGAUCCAGGUGGGGAGUUCUUCAUCCUCCUCCGGAUUAGAGGACCCCUCUCUCUCUCUCCAGAGGCAUCUUGGAUCGUACGGGGAUUGGGGAGAAUCGGGGCAAGCCUUUGAGGGGCGGCUGGGGAUUGGCUACUUCCGGGGGGCUUUCUGGGUUGGGUGUGAACAGCACAAGGCGCCAGGGUCCGAGGCUGGCACGAGAAGCCAUACUACCAUACCAUGUCAAUGCAGGUGAGGGAGGAGGCAUGUACUUUUUUUUGCGCGUUGCCUCUGGCAUGAGCGAAUGGAGCGGACUACCUGAAUGGUGAGGAGAAAGCAGGAAGUCAAAACUUUGGCGCUGACGUUGCCGAUCUUUACCCUGCCGCCGUCUGUUUGGGAUUUCAUCUAUAAGUCGAUGCCCGCCGCCCCGUCUCGCAUCUGAUCAUCCUGUUUGUUUACCUCUUCAUCUCGACUAUCCCGUUCUCCCUUCCCGACCCGAUCUACGACCCCUACAGCCCUCGACACUGUCUGGGAACACACCGAUCAGAUACUGUCUCCGCUGUGAAAAGAGUCUUCGAGAUGGGCAAGCUCAACUACUUCGGCCUUCGUGGCAAGAGCCUCAACUGGGCCAUCAGUGUCAUCGCAGGAUGUGACUUUUUGCUUUUCGGAUAUGACCAGGGUGUCACCGGUGGUAUUCUCACCCUCCCGGCCUUCCAGUCUCAGUUCCCUACCAUCGACCCGGAGCCCAAGGGCAUCAGCGUCGGUCUCACCACCAGCCAGCGGUCUACCAACCAGGGUAUCGCCGUCGCCUCGUACAACCUGGGCUGCUUCCUCGGCGCCAUCAUCGCCAUCUUCAUCGGUAACCCUCUCGGCCGCAAGCGCAUGAUCAUUCUCGGCACCGCCAUCAUGGUCAUUGGCGCCGCUCUCCAGGCUUCUGCCUUCUCCAUCGAGCACCUCAUCAUCGGACGCAUCAUCACCGGCCUCGGAAACGGCGGCAACACAUCGACGGUCCCUACCUGGCAAUCCGAGACGUGCAGCUCUCACAAGCGCGGUAAGCUCGUCAUGAUCGAGGGUGCCCUCAUCAGCGGUGGCAUCAUGAUCUCCUACUGGAUCGACCUCGGCAUGUCCUUCGCUCCCGGCUCCGUCUCGUGGCGUUUCCCCCUGGCCCUGCAGAUCCUCUUCUGCGUCUUCAUCCUGGCUUUCGUUUGGAACCUGCCCGAGUCUCCCCGCUGGCUCAUCCUCAAGGGCCGCGACCAGGAGGCUAAGGAGGUCAUCGCCGCUAUCGCCGACCUGCCCGAGGACGACGACUACUGCAAGAACGAGUACGUCGUCAUGAAGAAGACGGUCGAGGAGAUGUCCAAGGGCAGCUUCAAGGAUCUCUUCACCAUGGACAAGAACCGCAACUUCCACCGCACCUGCAUCGCCUACGUCAACCAGAUGUUCCAGCAGAUCUGCGGUAUCAACCUCAUCACCUACUACGCCGCCGUCAUCUACUCCGGCCUGGGCAUGUCUCGCUUCAUGUCCCACUUGCUGGCCGCACUCAACGGUACCGAGUACUUUAUUGCUUCCUGGCCCGCCGUCUUCUUGGUUGAGCGUGUCGGCCGCCGCAAGCUCAUGCUUUUCGGUGCUGUCGGCCAGGCGCUCACCAUGGCUAUCCUCGCCGGUGUCAACUCUCAGUCGACGUAUGCCUGCCAGAUCACCGGUAUCGUGUUCCUCUUCGUCUUCAACACCUUCUUCGCCAUUGGCUGGCUCGGCAUGACUUGGCUCUACCCGGCCGAGAUCGUCCCCCUGCGUAUUCGCGCUCCCGCCAACGCCCUCUCGACCUCUGCCAACUGGAUCUUCAACUUCAUGGUCGUCAUGAUCACUCCCGUCGCCUUCGACACCAUCAAGCACCACACCUACACCAUCUUCGCCAUCAUCAACGCCAUCAUCGUCCCCGUCACCUACUUCUUUUUCCCUGAGACCGCCUACCGCUCCCUCGAGGAGAUGGACUCCAUCUUCGCAAAGGCUGCUCCCGGUAUCAAGGGCGCCUUCGAUGUGGUCGAUGUUGCCCGCAAGGAGCCCCACCGCUAUGGCAAGAACGGCGAACUUCUCAUCCACUACGAGGAUGACAAGGAGAACGGCCAUGCUACCACUCGCGAGAACCGCCGCGAGGGCAGCACCAGCAGCAGUGAGCCCAACGGCUUGUGGGCCCGCCAGGACGAGGAGACACAGAACGUCGAGAAGUCGGAGAAGUCUUGAAGAGGUUAAUUUCCUUGAAAUGGCGCAUUGCUUCCUCAAUUGCUUGGCCGAUUGGGAGGCUCCCAAGCGACUUAAUCGCUACGAAUUAUGUCCUUGCCGGACAACUCCGGCUUUCUCACCUUGGGCACGGACUUGGGUCCGAUGUCAUUAAUUCCUAUUCUCUUAUAUGAAGUUCGCGAACUUCAACCGUUCUUAAGAUACCACUAGAUUAUCUAGAUUUCGAGCAUUAGAUACCACAACAUGUUAAAUGACUCUG